AGGCCCCUUCCCGGCGGGCCGCCGCCGAGGGCCCCCAGGCGCUGGUCGAAGGCGGCGAGGCUUGGAUGAGGGACACACUCCGCUGCGCCUGCGAGCGCCCUGUGGACAAUGUCUGCAGAGGGCAGAGGCGGCCGCGCGGCCCGGGACGAGGGGCGAGCCCAGGAGGCUCUGGGUCCUGGGCAUGCGGAAGUGCUUUCCGAGUCAGAGGACGCGGUGCCCUUGGGAGUCGCUCGGGAGUCACCCCACAUCAAGACGGAACCCGAGGAGCCGCUUCCUGAGGGGGCGUUUCCGGAGGAUGGGGCUCAGGUAGCACGGGGCCAGGCCCCCGACCAGGUUCCCAAGGAGAAGGCACUCCUCCCGCCUGGUGCAGCCCUCCCGUCCCCCCAGGUCUCCGCCCGCGAGGGCAGGACCAGAGACCGGCACAUGGCUGCGGCGCUCCUCACCGCCUGGUCCCAGAUGCCGGUGACCUUUGAGGACGUGGCCCUGUACCUGUCCCGGGAGGAGUGGGGGCGGCUGGACCGCGCGCAGCACAGCGUCUACAGGGACGUCCUGCAGAAGCGGAGCGGGCUGGCCUGGGGGUUUCCCUUCAGCAGACCUUUCUGGGCUUCCCAAGUGCAGGGCAAGGGUGAGGCCUCGAGCUCGGGCCGGCCAGCAGCCGGGGAGAGAGGAGACGCCGAGGUGGGGAAGGAGGAGGACCCCCACACUCCGGCUGCCCUAGGGGAUGUGGAGCCCUUCAGAAGUGGGGUGGGGAGAGCCCCAGGCGAUGUCGCGCCCUGUGGUCGCCAGGCAGCCAGUGGCCAGAGCUCGGGGCCAGCCCAGGACACUGGGCAGCUGGCGCCCGCGGAGGAGAGACCACCCAGGCCCACUCCGCCGGACGCUGCGCCCCCAGAGAGACCCAGCCCCGGGGAGACAGGCACCCCGGAGAGCGGCGAGGAGGGCCUGGCCCCGGACGGCGAUGCCAGCAAGAAGACCUACCGGUGCGAGCAGUGUGGCAAGGGCUUCAGCUGGCACUCGCACCUGGUGACGCACCGGCGCACGCACACGGGCGAGAAGCCCUACGCCUGCACGGACUGCGGCAAGCGCUUCGGCCGCAGCUCGCACCUCAUCCAGCACCAGAUCAUCCACACAGGCGAGAAGCCCUACACCUGCCCCUCCUGCUGGAAGAGCUUCAGCCACCACUCGACGCUGAUCCAGCACCAGCGCAUCCACACGGGCGAGAAGCCCUACGUGUGCGACCGCUGCGCCAAGCGCUUCACCCGCCGCUCGGACCUGGUCACCCACCAGGGCACCCACACGGGCGCCAAGCCCCACAAGUGCCCCAUCUGCAGCAAGUGCUUCACGCAGAGCUCCGCCCUGGUCACCCACCAGCGCACGCACACCGGCGUCAAGCCCUACCCGUGCCCCGAGUGCGGCAAGUGCUUCAGCCAGCGCUCCAACCUCAUCGCGCACAACCGCACGCACACGGGCGAGAAGCCCUACCACUGCCUCGACUGCGGCAAGAGCUUCAGCCACAGCUCACACCUCACCGCGCACCAGCGCACCCACCGCGGCGUGCGGCCCUACUCCUGCCCGCUCUGCGGCAAGAGCUUCAGCCGCCGCUCCAACUUGCACCGGCACGAGAAGAUCCACACCUCGGGGCCUAAGGCCCUGGCCAUGCUGAUGCUGGGGGCGGCGGGGGCUCUGGCCGCACCCCCACCGGCCCCCACCUAGGAGGCGGCCUGGCCCGGGCAGGGGGAGCAGCGUGGGGGC
Molecule: messenger RNA, 1749 nt
Organism: Talpa occidentalis (Iberian mole)
Lineage: Eukaryota; Metazoa; Chordata; Mammalia; Eulipotyphla; Talpidae
Gene: ZNF205
Product: zinc finger protein 205
Exons: 7
Coding region: 109-1710 (533 amino acids)
Biological process (GO): negative regulation of transcription by RNA polymerase II
Molecular function (GO): DNA-binding transcription repressor activity, RNA polymerase II-specific
Source: RefSeq, a predicted model, not a curated record